Molecule: messenger RNA, 2070 nt
Organism: Fusarium musae
Lineage: Eukaryota; Fungi; Ascomycota; Sordariomycetes; Hypocreales; Nectriaceae
Gene: ROK1
Product: RNA-dependent ATPase rok1
Exons: 1
Coding region: 1-2070 (689 amino acids)
Biological process (GO): maturation of SSU-rRNA
Cellular component (GO): 90S preribosome
Molecular function (GO): RNA helicase activity; ATP binding; nucleic acid binding
Source: RefSeq, a predicted model, not a curated record
AUGGAUAUUCUCAAAGUUCUAUCCCGUGGAACCAAAAAGACACAAAAGAAUAGCCAAAACUCUAGCAAUUCUUUGCAGAAGCUGCCCUCGGCUGGUACAUCCACAAACCCUCAGCUCUACCAUGAUCAGGUCCGCGGCCAGAAGCGAAAGCGAACAAAGAAUGAGCCUGAACCCGAAGCUCACGAUGAGCUCCCCGAAGUCGACUUCUUUGCCCCAAAGCCAGAGCCUGUAGCCAAGGCAGCUGUUGAGACGGCGGAGCCUGUUCAGGUACCGAAACCUACACGACCGUCUCGAUUGUUGAGUGAGGACGAGUGUCGCCAGCUGCUACGAUCGCAUCGAUUAAAGAUUACUCUCCUGUCCAAGACGGAGGAUCAGCCCAAGGUCAAGAAGAGCAAGAAAAAGAAGAAGUCUGCUGUUGAAGUGAAGAAAGAUGGAAAGAAGCAGCUCUUCCCGCAACCUUUGGACUCUUUUGGCGAGCUGCGUAAUGCCUACGGUCUCUCAAACAAGGUCGCCGAUAACCUUGUUUUUCAGGGAUACCGAGUUCCUACUGAAGUUCAAAUGGGCAGUCUUCCUCUUCUCGUUAACCCCCAGGCUGCCCUAAAAGACGAAGAUGGACUGGAAGCAGGAGUCGAUUUCCUUGCAAUCGCCCCCACGGGAAGCGGGAAGACUAUUAGUUUCUUGGUUCCCGCUAUAAAUAACAUCUUGUGCAGGCGGUCGCGGCAAAGCCUCGGCGAUAUCCACGAACUCGAGGCGAUUAUUGUUGCACCAACUCGCGAAUUGGUGCAUCAGAUUGUUAGCGAAGGGCAGAAGCUUGCUCAAGGAACUCGACUGAAGGUCGUUUCAAUGAAGAAGCAUACGCAACUUUCAGCCGAGCAAGUGGAUAUGGCGGAAGACGGCUCUGAGGAUAAGGAGUCAGAUUCUGAGGAUGAGGAGGAUAAGGCAGACGACAAGCCCGAGCAAAUCACGAAGGCUGAUAUUCUGGUCACCACGCCCUUCCUCCUACUAAAGUUUCUUACUUCGGGACCUCCAAGCACACAGAAGGUUCUGCCUACUGUGAGAGACUUGAUAUUGGAUGAAGCGGAUGUUCUGCUUGAUCCUCUUUUCCGAGAUGCCAUGAUGUCUGACUGGACGGCAUGUACAAACCCCCACUUGAGGGUGUCAUUUUGGUCCGCUACGAUGGGCUCAAACAUUGAGUCUAUGGUUACAGAGAAGUUGACUUCAAGAGCACAGUCGCUGGGUAUCACACCGAGGCCCUUUGUGAGGCUCGUCGUCGGUCUUAAGGAUACUGCUGUUCCAAACAUUGCACAUAAACUUAUAUACACUGCAACCGAGCAAGGUAAACUACUGGCAUUGCGCCAGCUGUUGCACCCUACGGCUGCUGAUGAUUCGGGCCCUCCUCUGCGACCCCCUUUCUUGGUCUUUACACAAACAAUUGACCGAGCGACUGCUCUGCACGAGGAACUGCAAUACGAUAUUCCCCUUGAGGCUGGUGGUGCGGCAAGAAUUGCUGCCCUCCACAGUGGUCUCACAGACUCUGCUCGAUCUUCCAUCAUGCGCAAGUUCCGUGCUGGAGACAUCUGGGUUCUUAUCACAACAGAUGUGUUGGCACGAGGUGUAGACUUUGCCGGAGUCAACGGUGUUGUCAACUACGAUGUCCCCGGCUCCAGCGCGGGCUACGUCCACCGCGCAGGACGAACAGGCCGAGCAGGUCGCGAAGGUGGCGUGGCGGUCACAUUCUACACCAAGGAGGACAUUCCCUUUGUCAAGAUGGUCGCCAACGUUAUUGCUGCAAGCGAGAAGCAGGCUGGCAAAACAGGAGAUGAGGCUGGGGUACAAAAGUGGCUCCUAGAUGCUCUCCCUAAUGUUGGCAAGGCAGACCGCAAAAAGCUCAAGGAGCGAGGUGUGGAAGCGCGCCGGAGUGGAAGUAAGGCCAAGAUUACAUCCAAGAGCGGGUAUGAAAGACGAAAGGAGAACAACCGCCGUGGUGCUAUUGAGGGUAGCAAGAAGAGGAAAUUGCAGGCGAAUGAGGACAGUGGUGAUGAUGGUGAAUGGGGUGGUUUCGAUGACUAA